This is a messenger RNA of Polistes canadensis, 1023 nucleotides long. Its product is annotated as transmembrane protein 231-like. Bases 108 to 1004 code for a protein of 298 amino acids. NCBI's taxonomy places the organism in Eukaryota, Metazoa, Arthropoda, Insecta, Hymenoptera, Vespidae. Gene Ontology annotation, biological process: cilium assembly; regulation of protein localization. The record is from RefSeq and is a predicted model, not a curated record. Gene Ontology annotation, cellular component: ciliary transition zone; ciliary membrane. The transcript has 5 exons.
GUAUUCAUAAUACAAGAUGGCGUCUGUCAUGUAAUGACUGAACCCACAUUAAUGGUUGUUACCAAAGCAACGAAUAAAUAUUAACAGAAUAAACUACGAACCUAGACAUGUCUGCGAUUGAAAUAUUUUCAAGUUCUAUUUAUUAUAAAUAUAAAGCUAGAAUAUGUUCUUUAAGUUCUUUAAUUGUGUUAUUAUUUGUUAUAAUGUCAAUAAUUACUCCAUUGUUUUUAAUGUUUAAUGCAGGAGGAUUUUGGAUAAAAACAAAAAUUAAUUCAGAAAUGCCAGAUAUAUCUUUUCAAUACAAAUAUUUAUUAUUAAUGGAGAGAGGCAUAGAAAUGGCUCCAAUAGUUUGUUCUACCUUUACUAGCUACAAAGAAAAUAAGAUUUCCGAUGAUUGUUUAAUUAUAAAGGUACAAGAAAUAGAUACCAAUAAUGAUGGGAAAAAAGAUAUAUUAAAAUUCGAAGCACAAUUUUAUACGGAUUCACCUAUCAAAAAUAUUAAGCUCUUUUUAUUUUUUGAUUUUAAAUUGAAACAACUCUUCGAAAGCUCCAUUCAAUCGUUUGCAAUAUUUGAUCAUACUUUGAACCAAGACGAACAGAAGAUUCAUUUUAUAGCAGAUUUGGAAUUGAAGCAGAGAAGUAUACUUCACAGCGAUCAUUUGUACGAGAUAUAUAAUCAUAGCAUAGAAUUAACAGACCGAUCAUUGUUGCAAUUGGUAUCUCAAAACGUUAAUAAAAAGUUUUCAGCUGAGGUUACCAAUAGCCAUGUAAUUACUCAAUCAGGAUUUUCCAAAGAAGAUAUGAUAACGAUUCAAGGAGAAUUACAUUAUAAAGAUCAUUUACUAUAUUAUCAACCUAAUUUGUGGGAAGAAUUUAAAUGGGCAUGGAUACAGUAUAUAUCAUGUUUUAUUGUAUUCGUUUAUCUAAUUAAUUACAUUCUAACAUUUUUAUUCUCUAAUCGAUAUUUAAACUCGUAUAUUGUAGUGCCGUGGAAAACUAAAUAAUAAAACAGAAUAAAGAUAA